UGUUUACUCUGAUUAAAGAUGGGUCAGGCAUAGCCAGCUAGCUUGCCUCCUUUUUCUCGUUUGUUUGUUUUAUUUUUUUAUUUUUCUGUAUUUUUAGCACUGCUUAGAUUAUUAGCUAGCUAAAUGGAGACCCCGGGUUUACCAUGAUACUCCGGACUCAGCAUGACAGAAGAAAUUCGUACGAGAACCGAAGAGCGUUGAAACUGAGGGAAUCUCCAAUUGUAAUGCAGACUAAUUCAUCAGAGACACACACUCCUUCAGGAAAUGGCUUAUCCCUAACACUGCAACCAGAGCGACUCCCGAGGACACCCAACACGGAUGGUUCUUUCAACACGUCGGAACCAGAUGAUGUCCGUGUCUCCAUGACUGGAUCAUCGACAGGACCUAGCGGGAGACAUGCAUCGCGCAGAGCCCGAGCAAGUUCUCACAGUCACUCGCAUUCCCAUGGACACAGCCGCCCCCAUCCUCAACCCGAACCCGAGAACGAAUCUAUCGAUUCCGACUUGGAGAAUGGAGAGCCGAGCACAUCGUUCUCUGAAUUUCGUUACCUCUUUCGCUGGAUUCAAAAAAGUCUUCCGUUCAUAAUCAUCCUCUGUGCUAAGCUUAUAAUUCAACAUGCAUUGGGGCUUGCCGUUGGAGUUGGCUUGUUUACAACUUUUGUGUAUGUAAACACAAAUAUUCAGACCCAAGUGUUUCUCCAGGAUCGACGUUCAAAGUUUCAGUGUGUUUGGCUCUUGCUGUUCCUGCUCUCUUCCACACUCCUACUAUACUACACCUUCCUCAGCGAUGCACUUUACUACUGUCUCAUUUUUAUGAGCCCCAGUAUCGAGCCCUUGGGCUUCUGGGAAGUCUUAUGGGCUGUCGGGGUGACCAACUUUGUUGCAAAGUUCCUCUUCAUGGGAUUAAAGUGCCUUAUUCUCCUGCUCCCCACCUCUGUGGCUGCAUACAGGACUCAGGGGAAAUGGUUUAUGAUGACUGAGGAGGUUGGGCAGGUGUACCAGACAUUGGUGCCCCUGCCAGCUUGGUUUCGCUACCUGGUGACCUACCAGGAGGAGGAUGGUCGCACUGGCCUGACCCUGGGUAUCCUGCUCGCUUUGGUCUACCUCAUACUGAAGCUUUUGGGACUUUAUGGACAAUGGGGUUCUCUUCAGAAAACAAUCACUAUCUUUCUCAGCAAUGAGAAUAGUGGCGUUGCCGCCACCAAGACUCAGUGUGCUGACGCAGGGGAUGUGUGCCCUAUAUGUCGGGCAGAGUACAGGGAGCCACGAGUCCUCCUGUGUCAGCAUAUCUUCUGCGAGGAGUGCAUUGCUUUGUGGUUGAACCAGGACAAGACGUGCCCCCUCUGCAGGACGGUCAUCACGGACAAAGUCCACAAGUGGAAAACUGGUGCCACCUCAGCUUACUUACAAAUAUACUGAUCGUGGAAGCAAGGGAGGAUGGAGUUGGAAAGGGGAUGUUGAACAUGAGAAAAGCCACCUCAUUGUGUAAAUCACUUGACUAGUGUUGUCGAGCACUAGGCAGUGUCAUGAAUGUGCAACAGCUGUUUGACAGCGGUACUCCUCGGUGCACAAAGGGUAACCCUGCCCCAGUGUUACUCAAGGGCUGUGUGUGUAUCUCUGGAUGGUCGAUGUCAGUCAGUCUUAGUGCAAUGUGCACUCCAAUGUGAUAUCAUAACUUCCCCAUUUAUCUUAUUAUUGCAAAUCCUUUUCUGAUCCCCCUCUCAAAAUACUGUUUAAUGUAGUGUUGUAGUUUUUUGUGAUCUUACUUUUAAGUAAUACUUCAGUGAGGGGAUAUUCAGUUUGUAUGACUAUUUUUUGUUCAUGUAUCCUCAGGUGCAGAUGAGGUGAUGGGAAAACAUUUAGGGGAGCUUGUUAUCAUGUUGGGCUAGACCAGUUAGUGGAGCUUUCAGGUCAAGUUGGGCUAGACCAUUUAGGGGUGUGUUUUUUUUAAUGGGGGGAGAGCAUCAUGGAGUUACUGCAGGUGUUUUUUUUUAAGUCCAUUCUUGGACCUUAACACCUGGAUGGAGCAAAGGGUUGGUUUGGGGACCCAAAGAAUGGGCUACGAAUGGCGCUUUGUUUGCUCUCUUUAUUGAGCAUUUUUUUUUUAUCCUCUCUUGGUUUCCAUGAUGCUUCAUUGUAUUUUGUGACAAGCUGACAUAAUGAUCCUACACAUCUUGCCUGAUUUAUACCUUCAUUUCUCAUCUGUGAUCAACUUUACUCAUUGAUCAGCAUUUGAAAUGAGACUUCAAGGAAUCUACUUUCCUAACAAAUCUGACUACUUUGUGUAUUUAAAAUUUGCAGUAUGUGCAAACAUGGUAAAGACCCACGGAUGAUGAUGUGAUUUAUUUUUCUAUAAACAUGCACUCACAUAUUAAAAAGAACCAAAGAGUUAAGGGGGAAGUAGAUACAUCUAUUUUCUUACCAUGUCCCACAGUAUAGUUGGAUCAUGUACAAAGUGUUUUUUCCUAUAUGAUAUAUUUCACAUUAAUAAAUAAAAUGCAUUUGAUUGACUAUAUCCU
Sardina pilchardus (European sardine) is the source of this 2518-nucleotide messenger RNA. RefSeq names its product ring finger protein, transmembrane 1 (gene rnft1). The record is from RefSeq and is a predicted model, not a curated record. Gene Ontology annotation, biological process: positive regulation of ERAD pathway. Gene Ontology annotation, cellular component: endoplasmic reticulum. Lineage: Eukaryota; Metazoa; Chordata; Actinopteri; Clupeiformes; Clupeidae. Gene Ontology annotation, molecular function: ubiquitin protein ligase activity. Bases 144 to 1418 code for a protein of 424 amino acids. The transcript is spliced from 9 exons.